AUAAACAAGGACAACGACUGAAGAGUGGUCACUGUUUUUUUAAUCAAUCAAAUUAGUUUGUCGGCUUAUGCAGAUUAUUUAAAAUUUUGUGAUGUCGAGCCUAAUUUAUUUGGGAUUACUUUUAUUCAUCGGUAGUGUGUAUUCCGUCAAUGAAAAUUUAUUUUGCUACUAUGGAACGUGGGCUACAUACAGACACGGUAAUGGUAAAUUUGGUGUGGAAAAUAUCGAUCCUUACCUUUGCACCCACAUUGUGUAUUCCUUUCUCGGAAUAUCUGAUGACGGAUCUCUCAAAAUUUUGGACGAAUAUCUUGAUUUGGAAGACAACUGGGGACGAGGCAACAUAAAAAAGUUUAUUAAUUUGAAGCAGACCAAUCCAAAGUUGAAACUGAUGUUUGCUGUCGGCGGAUGGAAUGAAGGGUCGUUAGGCUUUUCAAAUGUUGCACGGGAUUCGUUUAAGCGCCAAAAAUUUGCCAGUCAAGUACUGCAGUUUUGCCUGGACUAUGGCUUUGAUGGUUUCGAUGUAGAUUGGGAGUAUCCGGGACAACGAGGCGGCGAAGUGUUAUUAGACAAGGACAAUUUUGUGCUUUUAUUGAAAGAUCUUCACAUCAAGCUAUCACCGAAAGGUAUUUUAUUAACUAUAGCUGUUGCUGCAGCGGAAUCUUCUUCUAGUAUUUCUUACGACAUACCAAGUAUAUCCAGGUACGUCGAUUUUAUUUUAUUGAUGGAGUACGACCUUCACGGUCCCUGGGACGACAAUGUCGGAUUAAAUGCUCCGCUAUACGAAAGUGAUUUGGAUCAAACAGUCAUUGAGAGACAGUUAAAUGUAAACGCUAGUGUUCAUUAUUGGCUACGAAGUGGUGCACCAAAAAAUAAAUUGAUUUUGGGCAUGCCAUUGUAUGGUAGAACAUUUUCGUUAAGAGACUCGACAAAAACGGAUAUCGGUGCAAGCCAUAAUGGUCCUGGUAUAGCUGGAGUGUAUACAAACGAGCCUGGAUUCAUGGGAUAUAAUGAGAUCUGCGAAAAGAAAUUAUCCGAACAUUGGUCCCGAAUCUGGGAACCACAGCAACAAGCACCGUAUUUGAUUUUCAAUAAAAAUUGGAUUAGCUAUGAUGACAGUGAAAGCUUAACUCUUAAAGCACAAUUUGUCAAGGACUUAGGCCUGGCUGGUGCUAUGCUAUGGUCAAUAGAAACUGAUGACUUUCUUGGUAAUUGUGGAAAAGGAAAAUUUCCACUUCUCAAUGUCGUCAGUUCUAUCAUUCGAAGUGGAGUAACUGAGGAGACAACAACAACAACAAUUAGCCCGACCACAACUUCUUCAAGCGAACCAAUAGAGUUUCUCUGUCCCUCGGAUGGUUUGUUCAGAGAUCCAAAGGAUUGUUCGACAUUUUAUCUAUGCGCUGGUGCAAACACAUACGAAUUUUUCUGUCCGAACGGUCUACUGUUUGACAUUAACUCUAGCACUUGUAACUGGCCCAAUCUAGUUGAUUGUUAAACACGAAAAAUAAAACUUGAAAUUUGAAU
This is a messenger RNA of Bradysia coprophila, 1521 nucleotides long. RefSeq names its product Chitinase 8 (gene Cht8). Gene Ontology annotation, molecular function: chitinase activity; chitin binding. Gene Ontology annotation, cellular component: extracellular region. Gene Ontology annotation, biological process: chitin catabolic process; carbohydrate metabolic process. The record is from RefSeq and is a predicted model, not a curated record. NCBI's taxonomy places the organism in Eukaryota, Metazoa, Arthropoda, Insecta, Diptera, Sciaridae.